Molecule: messenger RNA, 8627 nt
Organism: Porites evermanni
Lineage: Eukaryota; Metazoa; Cnidaria; Anthozoa; Scleractinia; Poritidae
Source: the annotation of a GenBank genome assembly
AUGAUCAAGAAAGAACUGCGGCUCUCCAAUUUUCUGCUGGUGUUUACUUGGUUUUCGUUGUUACAAACGAGAAGUAAUGGUAAGUUAUGUAAAAAUAUUGCAAGACAAACAAGUCAGAUUAAAGUUGUUGGAAGUUAAGGGAGACUGUUUAACAAUAGAAUCUUAGGCCUGCUAGCUGGAAUGGUGACUUUAAUUGAAUGGUUUAGAUCAGCUUUAUGAUAAGCUCAAUUAUUAUAAACCCUGGUUUUGAGCACUAGUGCGCAUAUAAGCAGCAUCUUUUUGAAAUAAAGGCUUUUCUACUUUUCAGCGGCACUGGAGCCAUGUCCUGGUCAGUAUUGUGGAAGAAUUAUUGAUAAAAGUGGAAAUAUUGGAUACAACUGUGGGGUAAGACAUGAGAAAAUUUAAUAACAGGGACCAUUAAUUAUUUUCUUUUUGAAAUUGAGGGCUGUCUUAUAUGUUGGCAUAAUUAAGCAUAAUCAGGCGUACAUUUAGGUAAACAAACUAACUACACAACAGACAAGUGUCAUGAAUGACUUCGUAAAUGUUAAAAGCAAUGGAAGAGAGAAACCUCUGCUCACAGGUUAUGGCAUGAGAAGAAGCAUAUCCACAAAAAAACUGAUGUCACAUGUCACGUAACCACAUAGACAGUUAUGGGUCCUUGGAUAAUUUAUGUUAUUUCUACUAGUUAUGUUCUGUUUUCAGCCAGUAUGUUAAUUUUCAUUUUUGUUUUGUGGGUUUUGUUAAGCUACAUAUUUAAUUUUUUGCUUGUUCAUUAUGCAAAGCUCCAUUUACACCUUGUGUAUCAAUUUACUUCCUACUGCGAACACCUUUCACUUGUCCGAAUGCUGUCGCUGAAGAAUUAGUGAUUUGUUCUUUAAACGUGAGGGGACUGUCUAACACCAUGAAAAGGCGUGAAAUAUUUUGGUGGCUGAAAACUAAAAAAUACGUAAUAUUCUUUCUACAAAAAAAAAAGUUAUGAGUGGUUCAGGUGUCAUUGCAUCACGUAAGUUUGCAUACCAGAAUGUACUUGUAUGCAUGAUAAUUUUUUCAGGCUUGCCCAAGAGGUUAUCGUACCAAUGGCACAGUGUGCUUGGAGUGUACUGGAUCCCCUGACCUAUAUGACUGGCUGUACUUAGGAUUUAUGGCUUCAUUAUCUCUCAUAUUCCACGGGUUCUUUAUUGACUUUUUCUCAAAGAGAGACAAAAAAAGGUAAUAUUAAUGUGUCUGAACACAGUUUUGGGGGCAGUCAGCGGUAACUUGCGUGACGGCGAUUGUUUUAACUUAGACAAACAAACAUGGCUGCCAAAAAUCAAUGGUAAACAGAAGACGAGCUACUCACCAAGUUUCAGAUUGUGAGCUGCAACCCUUCUCUUGCCAUGAUUUGGCAAAUGACAUAUACUCACAAACUGCUAAAACUGUGUUCAGCCACAUUAAAUCAUUGUUUUCUUAUUAAUAUAAUAAAAUUUGUUUCUGUUCUGUACAUUAACAAAGGCAUGAUUUAAAAUAUAUUCUGCUCAACCUCCAGCUGAGUUUUCAAAAAGGGUUGGCUAACCAGGGCUUCUGAUAUUUCACAGAAAAAAAACAAAAUUUCGCGGGAUUUUCGGGGGCAAAUUCGCGGAAAAAUCGGCCGGUUUCGCGGGAAGAAAGUCAAAAUUCGCGGAAAAAUCGGCCGAUUUCUGGUAUUUUUGCAGGAAAAAAGUCAAAAUUCGUAGAAAAAUCGGCCGAUUUCGCGGGAUUUUCGCGGAAAAAUGUCAAAUUUUGAAGGAUUUUCAGAGGCAAAUUCUUAGAAAAAUCGGCCGAUUUCACGGGAAAUUUCGGGGGGAAACAAAAACAAAAACAGCCGAUUUCGCUGGAUUUUUGGGGGGAAAUUUCGCUAAAAUCGAUCAAUUUUGCGUCAAUAUGACCAGCGUUGUUUAACGUCAUUUGCUCUUUCAACAACAGUUUGGUCGAGAAAUGAGCGAAUGCUAAAGCUAUGAACAUUAUGGUUAGUGCCCAGUUUUUCGCAACGUUCAUCUAAAAACGCCUGGUAGUUUUGGGACAUUGUUUACUUGUUGCAGUGACAAAGUUUCAAGAUAAAUUUGGACGUUUGGGGUGAAUAAAACAGGUCUAAUAGCCAAGAUAAGUAUUAAAUAUGUUUUGCUGACAUGUAUUUGGAAAUAUUUUGGGCGGAUUUCGCGGUAUUUCGCAAAAAUACCUGAAUUUGGCGGGUCCGCGACUGCGCAAAAUAUCAGAAGCCCUGGCUAACUCCAAUGACUGGUUAAGGUUUUUCACUAUAGGAUGAAUCAAAAGAUAUUAACACAAUAUUCUUAUACAAGUAUAAUUUUCUAUUUUCUCUGGGGUGCAAGAAUUCUUGUGUCUCUAUGUGACAAAAGGUAUCAUCCAUCUGGAUAUCUGUGAUAGGUUCUUUUAUUGUUUUCUCCGAACAGUCAUUUUGUUGUAAUUUAAGCUAUGUUUUGAUGGUGCACUGUUGGUUUCCAUCAGGUGAUGGUGUUAAUUAACUGUCAGAGCUGGACUAUGAGUAUCACCAUGGUUACUUGUUAUUGGUCUUCCAUUACUCUGUUUGGUACUUUGACUUUGCUUGCGAAAACCAGUAUAGCAUUUGAAUAAAUUAUAAUAUUGUUGUGGUCUAUAUGUGAUACCAAGUUAGUUCUAAUGGUAAAAAAACAGUAGUAAUACUUAUUGUUUGCUCUAAUUUGACUUUGCAGAAUAUAUGUUCUAUAUCUGAGUGCUUUUAUAGAAAGUGCCUUGGCUGCCAUUUUUUCUCUUCUAGCAAGUGAACCUCAAGGUACAGUGUAAUUUCCUGGGUGUGAGAUACUAAAUACACUGUAAAUGGCAAGCAGUGCAAGGGUCAUGGAAUUUUUUAUAGUUUCAUGGUUUGGGGUAUCCUGAUCUCCCAAGUGAUAAGUCUUUUAAAACAAGUAAACAGUAACAAGUUUCCCAGAGUAUACUAAGGGAUGUUCACAAUGCCAUGCAGCUGCUAGCAAUGUCUGUGUUGUAGUUAAUUUUUUAUAUGAGGUAAUUUUUGGUUUUCUCUUUUUUGAACUUCAUUAGCAGGCAUUACCAUACCCAAAAACAAAAGAAAAACAACAAUUACCUGAGAUAAAAAAUUAACUACAACAUGUACUCAACAAACACCAAGGGAAAACACAAAAGAAUAGGCUUGAUAAUAACUUGGCCAUAACCCUUAUUAAAACAAAAGAAAAAAGAGGACAUUCUCAUUUGGAUUGAGCUUCAAGAAUUGAAUAUAAAAAGUAACAAAUGUCACUUCAUUAAUGUGAUUUAAGGAAUUUAAUUUAAUUACGUAUACCGAGAGGAUUGGGGAUGUGAUGCAGUUAAUAUUCUUGAAUUAUAACAUUUUUGUUUUAAUCUUUAGGCAGCCUGGGUUUAACAUCUUGCAAGUCUGAGCAGCUUGCUGACUGGUACACUAUAUUCUUUAAUCCCAAACCUGAUUAUGUUAACACUCUUCAUUGCACACAAGAGGCUGUUUAUCCAUUGUAAGUAUUCCUUUUACUUCACAAACAUACAGUCACACGUGACGUUAAGAAUAUAAAACCUACAUGUAGUGUAGAACGGUAAAAAUGCACUAUGUGCUAACAGGGUUCACGUUAGCCUUUGCCACAGACUAAACCUUACCUCUGGUUUAAGUCCGUCUGUGAGCCAGUGCUGAAAUCCUUGUUCUUGCUCCCAACCUGUUUACUAGGAUUUGAGUAUGUGCCAUGAUUAGCCUGGUUAAAAAGCCAUUGCUGAUUUGCGAAUCAGGUUAAAGGGAAAUUUGAAAUGCUUUUUGGCUAAUUCAUUGUGUUUGUGUGGUGAUCAGGAAAAGGAUUUUGGUCCUGCAUUACAGACUUUUCUAUCUGGGGUUAGACUUAGGUUAAAUCUUCUAUGUAGGUUAGCUUCACAUGUGCUUGAGCCUGUCCUGGGUUCUGUAAAUUAUGAAGCAGCUUGAAGACAGUUUCUUGUUUACAAGAACUAUGGGAUGGCAAGGUAGACACCUUGCCAUCUCCAAAACCCAGUCAGUCGUGAGUCACGGCAAAAACAACUUAAAGUCUUGCUUAUAGCCAAAUUCGUUGUAUCGCGCUGCGAGUUUUGAAAACUUCAAAGGAAUUUUGGGUUUUUUUGUUCCAUCAAUCAUCUUAGCGGACUUCUUAGGAAACACAUGUUUACUUGUGAUUAGUGCAUUUUGAUCCACUUUGUUUGUUUCUGUGUUUCAAGGUUUGUUGCUUGUGAUCGCCCUGUUUCGGGCAAUAGUCCACUAAAUUUCUUCGAAGAUUUUUCUGAUCUUUCUUAUUCUUGUCUCUUGCAAGAAUAAAGCAAUGUCUGCCUCCUGCCCUCGACAAAAAAACCACUCAUCAUCGCAAUUUCCUUCACUAUUCUUUAGCAGUCUAGAGUCAUUCUCAGUUUUGUUUUUGCAAGCCAAGCUGGACAAGUGCGUUGCAAUUGUGAUUUGCAUUAACUCACCCCCCACUCAAAUGAUUGACGGAACAGAAAAACCAGUUCGAAGUUUGCAAACGCACAGUGCGAUACAACGAAUUUGGCUAUAAGUUUCUAUGUGUGUUUCACUUUAGUUCUUGAUGUUAUCACCUCUUGAACUAUUAAUGUGGUUGUCUUGAAAAGCUUUUUGUUUAACUUGUGUACCUUGUGAUUGUAAUUUGUUCUUGGUAUUUCACAUUAGGUAUACCAUAGUACUCGUGUAUUAUGCACUAUCUGUUGGCCUCCUGUUUGUGUUCCGUCCAAUCAUCUCGCACCAGUUCUGUGAUGGCCAAGGUCGACCUUCCAUUUAUGCAGCUCUAUACUUCCUUCCAUCCUUAGCUGUGCUACAUGCCAUAUUCAGUGGACUAAUUUGUAAGUAUAAACUUAAGAAGUCUUGACUUUGUUAAAUUUGGUAUUUCAUAGACUUAUACAUCCCAAAACUCAACUAUAUUGGAAAAGAAUAUUAUUCUAUAUUGUAGAGUCUGAGUACUUAUUACUGAAUCAAGUAGACUAUAUUUUAUUGUCAUAAUGGUAAGGCUUGUUCUUAGAGGUGAGCAUUCCUAUACCAUGUAUGCAAGGUAUGAAGUUGGUGAAAGCCCCAACCUUUAGACCAUGUCCAGUUAGGCACAUGAAUGCUUGCUAUGCUGUUUAGUUUUUGUGCGAAGAGAUGUAGAAAGAAAAUUAAGUCACAUGGAAGUUUUUAGCCCUAAUUGUUUUCCAAGCAGACUGGGUCCAUAAUGGUUGUGCCAUGGUAAGAUGUCAUCAAUUCAUCACCAAUCACAUUUUCAUUAUUAUUUUUUCUAUGUCUACAUGUAGUUUCUGUCUUGUCUGUUUUCAGAUUAUUCUUAUCCUUAUGCAACAUUAGUUAUUUCUGUUUUGAGUACUGCUGCAGUUUUGGCCAAGAAUGAAAUUACAGUGAGUACUUUAAAAUUUCUUAACAAGUGACCUUAAACUAUGAUANUGGCAAGGCAGACACCUUGCCAUCUCCAAAACCCAGGAUUUCAUACUGGUGAGUCACGGGAAAAACAACUUAAAGUCUUGCUUAAGUUUCCAUGUGUGUUUCACUUUAGUUGUUGAUGUUAUCACCUCUUGAACUAUUAAUGUGGUUGUCUUGAAAAGCUUUUUGUUUAACUUCUGUACCUUGUGAUUGUAAUUAGUUCUUGGUAUUUCACAUUAGGUAUACCAUAGUACUCGUGUAUUAUGCACUAUCUGUUGGCCUCCUGUUUGUGUUCCGUCCAAUCAUCUCGCACCAGCUCUGUGAUGGCCAAGGACGACCUUCCAUUUAUGCAGCUCUAUAUUUCCUACCAUCCUUAGCUGUGCUACAUGCCAUAUUCAGUGGACUCAUUUGUAAGUAUAAACUUAAGAAGUCUUGACUUUGUUAAAUUUGGUAUUUCAUAGACUUGUACAUCCCAAAACUCAACUAUAUUGGAAAAGAAUAUUAUUCUACAUUGUAGAGUCUGAGUACUUAUUACUGAAUCAAGUAGACUAUAUUUUAUUGUCAUAAUGGUAAGGCUUGUUCUUAGAGGUGAGCAUUCCUAUACCAUGUAUGCAAGGUAUGAAGUUGGUGAAAGCCCCAACCUUUAGACCAUGUCCAGUUAGGCACAUGAAUGCUUGCUAUGCUGUUUAGUUUUUGUGCGAAGAGAUGUAGAAAGAAAAUUAAGUCACAUGGAAGUUUUUAGCCCUAAUUGUUUUCCAAGCAGACUGGGUCCAUAAUGGUUGUGCCAUGGUAAGAUGUCAUCAAUUCAUCACCAAUCACAUUUUCAUUAUUAUUUUUUCUAUGUCUACAUGUAGUUUCUGUCUUGUCUGUUUUCAGAUUAUUCUUAUCCUUAUGCAACAUUAGUUAUUUCUGUUUUGAGUACUGCUGCAGUUUUGGCCAAGAAUGAAAUUACAGUGAGUACUUUAAAAUUUCUUAACAAGUGACCUUAAACUAUGAUAAAAUGGCAAAAGAGGAACUGAGCUUUCUGUUAUUAGAUACAGUUCACUCUAGACUCUGGUGUUCAUAGAGGUGUUUAUUAAGAGAGAGGGUUGCAGUUUUUUAGUCAGUCAUUCAGGAAGGUGUUUCCUCCCCUCCCCUACUUAACUCUGGCUGUAUACCACAAGCUGUCGAGCUAAACGCGCAAGACACGCAAAUGACCACGCACGUGGCUGAAGGCGCGAGGCGUUGCAGUAAUGGUAGAUAAAUUAACUCUUAUCGACAGCUCCGCUAUUAACGUCGUCAGCUUCCUUUAUGCCCAAAGAAAAGACAAGAAAAUUACUUUGAAAAUGAUUUCUGGGAAGUGUAGACAUGUUUAGUACCCUUUUGCCUUUCUCAUUUUUGCAGCACGUGCGGCAGUUGGUCAGCAGUAAGCGUCACGUGAUCAUCAUAAUCAUUCAUUGGUUGGUUCAUGCCUAUGGAAUAUUGGCGGUGACGCUCGUACAAGAUCCUACUGUACACGGGCCAUUGUUCACGCUCGUUCUAGCUCCUGUCUUGUUUUAUCUGGGGACACACUCAUUUACCGACCCAAGCAAGUUCAAGACUACUUAAGGAGACCUUUGCUUAAAAUUUGCCAGCUUUCAGGUAGUCUUAAAUUCAGUUGAAAAAAGUGUUCAAAUAUCAAUAAGGGAACAGCAUAGAGGAGUUUUUAUUUGGGAAUUGAACGGGUGAAGGUAAGGAUGCCUACAUAGUUAUAGACAGUAAAAAAAGUAAGUUCUUUCCCUUCCAAAGGAAAGGCGGGCGGACUCAGAGGGGACGGGUAGACAGACGCAUACAAUUCACCUGCCUGUCUCGCCCAAGCCUCACUCGGCCGUUUUUGACAUCACUUCACACUUUUCGUUUGAAGAGGUCUCGCAUUCAUGACCAACUCCAAGAUAGGGCUGAAUUGCAGUUUAAAAUAGUUGUAAUUCAUCUUCACUGCGACAAUAGCCACUCAUUGCCCAGCUAUAGACAAGUUAUGGGGAAAACAUUUUUCCCAGGCAAUGAGCAGAAAAUACACAGGCAGACGGAUACACGUCGCCAUAGGGGAGAAGGGUGGGAAAAAAUUUGUGCCAGUAGUUCCCGCACGCAAAACUUGGCGAAAAGAGGGGAAAAAUCCGAAAACGUGACUUAAAAUGGGUAGACUACGGUCCCUCAAGGAGAAAAGGAAAGAGAUGAUGAGAAUGCCGCUUGCUGAGGAGGCCGCUUGGCCGAGUGGUUAGAGCGCUGGACCCGUAAUUCGGAGGAGCCGAGUUCAAGUCCCGCCCUGGUCGCUAACUGGAUUUGUUCUCGGCAGUCCCGAGUUCAAAUCCUCGGCUGCGCUUGUAAAAUAGACAACUGGUUCGCCUCCUACCAGUUGGGGAUUUUUACCAUGUUAUGUCCCAUUUAAAAUUAUUUGUUUCAUUAUCCCUGAAAAGCCCCAUAAGGGGAGAGGAUAACUAAAGUGAUACAACUCACUUUGACUCUGAAGAUGACUACCGCACAGGCUGUCGAAACGUCAGUCACGGUCAAAAACAACAGUCCUAUUCAGGACUACGUUCACCCAGACGAUCAAACUCAACGUACUUUUGAAAUGACUCCUGGGUUCAAACCUUUCACAGUUUUAAAGUAUUAUUAUCAUCAUCAUCACCAUCAUUAUCGAUAGCGAGGCGAAAUUUCGUGACUAUUCUCGCAGUGAAGCUAAACAAGCAAUUCUCUGCUUUUUGUGAAACGAAAAGACAUUGUUUCAGGACAGUAAUCCGCCUUCGUAUUGCGUUUUCCUUGGCUUGCUCCUUAAUGACUUGGUACUUAGAUUAUCUCAGCACAUUUUGAGAACGGAAAAUGCGAACAUGUUGAACGGGAGAACCGUUUAUGAUGCGUGACACUUGUAUUAAGAUAAGUAAAAGAAUAAUAUUGUAACAAAAUAUCAAAAAGUGUCAAGAACUUUAUGAUGUUCUUUCGAAAAAAGGCUUUUCGCUUGUAUAGCAAUCUUCAGUUUACAGAAAUCCAUAGAAACAGAAAUAUGUCGUGUAAUUAGUAGAAACCAAUACCAAUACAGAAAACGAGCUUGAUAAAAGAAUUUAGUAAAAACUAAUAUGGUUACACGUUUAUAAUAUUGUACCAUGAAUAAGUGCAUCUUCCAAACCCUGAGUAAGUGUUUGUUAAUGUUAAAUAGUAAAGCCUGAAUACUGGGGUUUGAAACAAUAAUAUUUAAGUUUAGGCGAAU